UCCAGCCCGCAAUGUCUCUUAAUCUAAUUCACACCUAUGUAAAACAGAGUAACAAGUAUUCCACGAAAAGAGAAUGGCGAACUUUAAGAUCUUAUUUGUCUGCAUUUUAGCAUUUGUUCAUCUUGUUGUAGGCCAAUCUGAAGUUCCUGAUGCCAGACCACCCCCAUCGGAACGGUUGUACAAUAGUUCCACCAUAGAAAAUGUCAUUCUCGACGUUUCUUCCAGAAUUGGCGAUCCCACAAUCAGACAAAUAUUUCAAAAUUGUUUGCCAAGCACGUUGGACACGACUGUUUUAUGGACUCGAUCACGCAGCGCUGAAUUUCCCAUCCCAUACACCUACAUCAUCACUGGAGACAUUCAAGGUAUGUGGCUACGCGACAGUACGUAUCAAGUCAACCCGUACGUUCCAUAUGCGAGAAAUGAUUCAGAACUUCGCGAAUUAAUCCUCGGAUUAAUCAACACGCAGGCCGAGAUGAUUUUAUCUUAUCCAUUCGCCAACGCCUAUUUUCCCCUCGAACACUGGCAGGCGGAGAUAGAUCUACCCCCCCACAGUGCCGCAGAAAACGACACCGUACACCCGCCCCCCGACCUGACCAAAGUAUUCGAAGCUAAAUUCGAAGUAGACAGUUUAGCCUCGUUUUUAUACUUGACGAAAUAUUUUUACGAGGAAACUGGCAAUACUGAAUUCUUGGAUAACCCAUUUUGGAAAAAUGCUACUGAACUCGUCAUUCAAACAUUUCGUGACUUACAGGCCGGAACUUUAGAAGUGUUGGAUAAUGAGCCAUACAAAUUUACUAGACCAACCCGAACGCAAACAGAGACCCAAAAUUUAUACGGAUUAGGAAACCCGUCAAAAACUUGCGGUUUGAUUCGCUCCUUCUUCCGUCCUUCAGACGAUUCUACAAUAUUUCAAUAUUUGAUCCCAUCCAACGCCAUGGCGGUCGUGGGCUUGCGUGGGGUCGCCCAGAUUUUAAAUGAUGUCGGCAGAUUCCCAGAAUUAGCGAAUGAACUGAGUCUUUUAGCGACACAAGUGCACGUCGCAAUUACCAGACAUGGAAUCGUCCAACAUCCACAGUUUGGACAAGUUUACGCGUAUGAGGUUGACUGCUACGGGUCACAUUUGUUCAUGGACGAUGCCAACUUUCCAUCGCUCUUAUCUCUCCCUAAAUUCGGUUUUGUGGAGAAAGAUGAUCCAAUUUAUCUGAAUACGAGGCAAUACAUUUUGUCCCCUGAUUGGAAUCCUUAUUACGCACGAGGCCUCUACGGUGGCGUCGGUUCACCACACACUGGACUUCAACAAACUUGGCAUAUGGCCGUUUGCAUGCAAGGAAUGACCAGUUUGGACGAGGUGGAGAUGUCAAGAAUGUUAUGGACUGUAAGAAAUACGACUGCUGGAACCGGCUUCAUGCAUGAAAGCUAUGAUGUAAACGAUCCAUCCGAGUUCACGAGAGAUUGGUUUGCCUGGGCGAACACAGUGUUGGGGGAUUUUAUUCUCUACUUGGACAAAGAGUAUCCUCACCUUCUCCUCUGACGCGGUUCUGAUAUAACGAAUAAUGACAUAAUGUCCAAAUGGCAUCCAAAUUGUUACCAAGUAAAUUAUUAUGGAAACUGUUUUCAAGAAAAGUAUAGUUUGUCGAUUUUUUUCAUUUUUCAGCAAUCAAACCUGCAUUGUUUAACGACCGUUUUGUAUAAAUGCAUUCAAGCAUUGAGAAUCUAAUACUUCCAUAAUCAAAAAACAUAAAUUAUUACGUAUAAAUAUUUUCCCUAACGAAACAAAGAUAAACUUGAGCUAAUUUUAAGUCUAACCAUAAUACAAAAAUUACUUAUAUUGUCGCGAAGAAGUACU
This is a messenger RNA of Folsomia candida, 1846 nucleotides long. RefSeq names its product meiotically up-regulated gene 157 protein. The record is from RefSeq and is a predicted model, not a curated record. Lineage: Eukaryota; Metazoa; Arthropoda; Collembola; Entomobryomorpha; Isotomidae. The coding region runs from base 74 to 1531 and encodes 485 amino acids. The transcript is spliced from 4 exons. Gene Ontology annotation, biological process: carbohydrate metabolic process.